Messenger RNA from Salvia splendens (bonfire salvia), 1108 nucleotides. Its product is annotated as baculoviral IAP repeat-containing protein 8-like. Gene Ontology annotation, biological process: protein ubiquitination; cell cycle. The transcript has 4 exons. Bases 335 to 781 code for a protein of 148 amino acids. NCBI's taxonomy places the organism in Eukaryota, Viridiplantae, Streptophyta, Magnoliopsida, Lamiales, Lamiaceae. Gene Ontology annotation, molecular function: ubiquitin protein ligase activity. The record is from RefSeq and is a predicted model, not a curated record.
UAUGACUUUCAUUUUGAAAUCUUCUUUUUAAUAUAUUUCGAAACUGUCGUCAGCUUAUUAAAUAGAAGUAGGAGUAUUUAAUUAGACAGAAGACUUUGAGUUCGACCAACUCUAUAACCAUUUAAAAUUGGUCACAUCUUCCACAAAGUAACUGAUCAUUCAUCAUUUUGAGCCAACAUCCAGUUUUCGUGAGCCAUCCCUUAUUCCUAAUUUCCAAAAUUCCAAAACCAUGAAAUUCUUAAACAUUUAAGUCUUAAUUUCAUCAAGAAACUGCAGGCUUAUUUUGGAAUCACAUUUUCUUGAUUCAAGAGGAGAAGAAGAAGAGAGAAGAGGCAUGAUCCAUCUCAAGGGCGAUGGUCGCGAUCUGGACUUUCCUAUAGAAGUCUUGUUUUACAUCGCAAUAAGUGUAUUCUUGAUGGUGAUUGCGUUGAUGAUGAAACUCUUGUGGGAUACCGGCGACGAUGGUGGAGGAGCGAGGGUUGGUGAGACGAGUGGUUUAUCGCCUUCAAAGGUGGAAGCGUGGUUCAUAUCUUCGUAUGGGACAAAUGAGGACGACAUUGAGUCGAACGGUGAUAAGAGCAGAACUUCAUCAUCGGACGAUUUAUACGAUGGAAAGAUAUGUGUGAUAUGUUAUGACGACCAAAGAAGCUGCUUGUUUGUACCUUGUGGACAUUCUAUUACAUGUUACACUUGCGCUAAAAGGCUUAUAAUUGAAGAAAUGAAGAGUUGUCCCAUGUGCCGGACAGAUAUUGACAAAGUACGAAAGUUGCAUAUUUUAUAAAAACAACUUUCUUCAUUUUCCUAGCAAGUUUUGUACAUAGAGUUCAUUUCUAGUAAAAGAUGGAUACAUACACAUCUAUUGCGUGAGAUUUUAUUGACACGUAUGUGUUUAAGAUGGUCCCCUAAAUUGUCUUUUUCCAUGAAGAAAUCAUUUCUUCUUGUUUCACUUGAAAUUUAAUUUAGUACUAUAAUCAAAUGAAGAUAGAGUGACUAGUGUAUUAAAAAAUAUAUCCACAACUUGUUUGCCAUGUUUAUUUUUUGUUGGUAAAUAUAUUUAAAUUUAAAGAUCGUCUCAUUGAAGACUCAAUCUGAGACUUUUUACCUUAAA